Messenger RNA from Magallana angulata, 3306 nucleotides. RefSeq lists its product as uncharacterized. Bases 1 to 3306 code for a protein of 1101 amino acids. The transcript has 9 exons. NCBI's taxonomy places the organism in Eukaryota, Metazoa, Mollusca, Bivalvia, Ostreida, Ostreidae. The record is from RefSeq and is a predicted model, not a curated record.
AUGGCGACUUCAUAUUUAUCAAAACCCGAAACUAAUUUCGUUUGUUUUGCAAAAGUGUGCGUGGAUGUUGUAAAGAUACCUUUAAUUGACAUUCUUUUUGAUCAGAUCAAGCCAGACGACCUUUACCAUAAAAUAAAAUCGUGUGCCGCUCUUUCAGCUGAAAACGGUAAACUUGUUCCAGAUCAAAAGAAAAUAUGCUAUUUAUCACCACCUCAUCUCCCUGACUAUAAAUCAUUUGAUGUUACUUUACUUUACACACUUAUAAGAAAUUUGUGUCCUUCGCUUGAACCAACGCAAGGUUGGGGGAUUAAACCAAAGGCUACACAUACAAAGAUUGGGGAUGAUAUCGAGCGUCUAAGACUGUUUAGAAACAGCUUUGCACACGGCGAAUCAACUGAAAUUAAUGACGAUGAAUUUGAUGACAUUUGGAAGGAAAUAAAGUCAGUUAUUCAAAGAAUGCAAGCAUCGACAAACCCAUUAAAAAAAUAUGAGCUCGAGUUGAUAAAUAUAGAGGGCUGUAGGUUUGGAUAUGAAGAUCGGGAAAAGUACAAAACUUUUUUGGGGGUUACAUUGCAGAUGUGGAAACAUAUCGAAGAUGAACCUCAGAUUUGUAUAAAAGGUGCUCAGGAAGUUUUAUGCGGGGAAACAACGCAUUUUGAUGCAGACUUGAAACAGUUCGAUUCUCAAACUUGGUCAAUGUACUGGCAAAAGACAAGAGAAAAGACAACAGAACAAAUUGACACAGAAAAGGAUAAGUACAAGAAUAGCUCCAAUUUAAGGCUUACAGUAAAUUUCGUGAGUAAGGAAGAUGAAGGGGAGUACCAAGUUGUCUUAGCUAGAAAACACAAUGGUGGGGAUUACAAGUUAUGCAGCAACAGAAUUUAUUUAACACCAAUUGGAGAUCUUCCAAUUGCAAACAUUUCAACCAACUCAAGACCAAUUUUCGGAUCAAAUACGAUAAUUACUUCAAGAAUUUCAUCUUGUCCAUCACUUGAAGGUGUGGAAUGGCAAAAGAGCAUUGACGGAAAUACUUUUAACUGCAUAGACAUAAGUCAACCACGAUAUAAAGGAAGUCCUCCAAAUGUUUUGACAAGUCAUAGAAUAUAUUUCGAACAUCAAUCAGUAAAACUGAUUGGCACAGUUUUUGUGAGUGAAAAGUCUCCUGCAGUGCACACAGUAUUUUGGACAAAAAAUGGAGAGAAAAUUGUAACGUCUGAAAGAGGUGGAAGAUAUUCGGAAGUGAGCGUUGACCAUCCUUCACUUACCAUAAACAGUGUAAACUCUCAUGAUAUCGGGGCUUAUCAACUCAAUGCCAUCAACGCCGUUGGAUCAACUGCUAGUGACACUAUUGUCCUUGAUGAACCUAGAAUAUGUGUGGAAAGAAAAGAAAAUCCUGAUAGCAGCCACUGCUUUAUAGCACAGAUCCAAUCCGUUCCGGCGGCCUAUCACUCUCAAUGGAUGGUAAAGGGGAAGGAUGAUGAUACGUUCAAGCCAGUCGACAUCAAUGAUGAGGAAUUUAAAGGAUCUUCAAACGCCCUUCCUCGUCCUAUAUUGGUUGUAAAACGCAACCAACUACUUAAAGAGAAUUGUUUUGUCAUCGAAGUACAAAAUUUUGUUGGGAGAAAAACACAUUGUUUUGCAGGAAGAGGACAUUUAAAAACCAGAAGAUGUAAAAGAAUGAGUACAGAGGCUUUGAUCGAUAAAAAACUUGAAGAUGUCAACUCUCUCUGUGAAUCUUGGGGAUUUAACGUCGGGGAUAUUAUCAAUUCAAUUAGGUUAAAUGCACAAGAAUUAUCAGAAAUGGCAUUGGCAACUAUAGAUGUAUUAUUCGAAUCAUCAAAGAGUCAGCAAUCCUGGAAGGACAAAAAUGUCAUUAUUACGGCAGUGCACAUUUUAGGAAAAGUUUUGAUGCUAGUUGGAUCGCCUGUCCACGUCACUGGCGUAUCAUCUGACGUUGUUCGUUUGGCUGACUGUUUUCUAAAUAUUUUCUUUAGGGUAUGCAAUCCAAAUAUUGAAGCAAUGCUAGAUCUAGGUGACAGCACGACUGAUGGAUAUGAUUAUGUUGACUUAGCCGAGCGAUUUAAAACACUUAAUAUAUUUCUUAAUGAGCAAGAAUUGACAGAAAACUUCGAUGAACCCGAUUUAAGUGACUUUAUUGCAAAUAUUGAUAUUUAUAUUGGAAUUGACGAGAUUGGAAUAGUCCAAAAUCGUAUUAAAGAGAUGAUGUAUGGACCAAGAGAUCAAUCUCAACCUUAUUUGAACUAUCUGAAAGUAUUUUUGAGAAUGUGCACAUUCCGUCAUGUACUUUUGUUAAGAGUAAUGAAUUGCCUAAUAGCGAGACAAUAUUCUCUUCGUACAGUAAAUACGUUAAGAAACUUCAUCGAAAAAGAAAGAGUUGAUAACCGUUGUUUUCUGAAAUUUUUCUCUCUGCCGAAUCUAGAAAGCACAGAAAUUGUAGCUGAAUUUGAACCAUCAGAGCACACAGAAUUGGCAGCAUAUCUUAGGGAAGUGCGACUGCCUUUUCAGGAUUUGAGAGAAAUACUUCACGACCGAAUUUUCUUGAUCCAAUCUUUUGUAAAUCCUUUUGUCUUUCUGGCUAGACAAAAUUCAAUUUUCAGCAACGCUGUAACAUUGACAUUUACUAAAAGAGUACUCUCCACUGACAACAACCAAUUUAAAUUCAUUGCUAAAGAUAACUCCUUCAAUCUUUUCUACAUCCAAUCCCCAAAUUCAGACAAAUGCGUGUAUAUUGAGGGAAACACAAUCAAACAGGGACAGGAAGCAAUGCACAGGGCUGCUCAGUGGAGAGUUUUACAGGUUUACAGAUCAGAUGGUGGCGACAAAACAGCGUCUUGUUUCGUUAUUUGUGCAAAACAAAGACCAAGUAGAUUCGUUUAUCUGAAAAAAGACAGAAAGUGUCUUGUAAAUCAAUCUAAACCCAACGAUCAGUGCUUAUUUGUACUGAUACCAAUUGGAGAAUCACCAAUACUAGUCUCAAGACCUAUGGAAAGGAAUCUUACCGAUGAAUUACAGGAAAUGCCUUCUUUCACACAGAUGAAAUCACGAAAUGUCCAAAUCAGGAUUACAAACUUUAGAAAGAUCAAGGAUUUUUUGCAAAAGGAACAUGCGAUGAUUGCAAAUGAUAUUGACCAAAUUGAAAAAUACAUUUCAUAUGAAGGAAUUGAAGAGCUAAUUAUGUUGAACCCUUUACUGGAAAAAAUAGCCAAAACAGUAGAUUCAACAAAAGGUGACAACUUUGAUGAACAUACGAUGCAUGCAUUACAACAGAUGAUUUCGAUAUCUUAG